Phragmites australis (common reed) is the source of this 4627-nucleotide messenger RNA. RefSeq lists its product as uncharacterized. Lineage: Eukaryota; Viridiplantae; Streptophyta; Magnoliopsida; Poales; Poaceae. The transcript is spliced from 4 exons. The coding region runs from base 2017 to 3579 and encodes 520 amino acids. The record is from RefSeq and is a predicted model, not a curated record. Gene Ontology annotation, molecular function: ADP binding.
GUAGAAUACACAUCUGCAGUGUUGUCUUCCUGUUCCUGAGGAGUGAGAGAGAGAGAGCCCUAAUGGAGAUUCUCCUUUCUGCGGUCCUGGGUGAGCUGACAACUAGAUCCAUAAAUUUCUUCAUCAGCAGAAGCUCUAAGCCGUUGGCGCUGGAUGUGGAGGAUCGCCUCCGCAGGGUCCUGCUCCGGGCACAGGUCAUCAUCAACGAGGCCAUGGGGCGGCACAUCACAAACCAAGCUAUGCUCCAGUAGCUGGACAUGAUGAGAGACGCCAUGCACCGGGGCUAUUACAUGCUUGACACCUUCAUAUACCAAUCUCACGACGAGGAGGACGCCAAAGAUCAGGUCGUGAGUCACUCUUUGUCUCUGUCCGAAGUAAGUUCGCUGAAAGGUUUCUGUUUCUCCACUGGAACAAGUACACAGAUUUUGGAACAACUGCAAAAGGCGCUUGACGAUUUGAGCUCCAUGAUCCUUGAUGUGGAUGAGCUGGUAGUGUUCCUGACGAGCUACCCUCGCCUGUACCGCCAGCCAACAUGCAUCUCCUAUUGGGAAACUGCGUGAUUGGCCGCCAGAUGGAAGCAGAACUUGUCAUCAACUUCCGGUUACACACACGACCUGAUGGUUCUGAAGAAUUUAAAGUCCUACCAAUUAUUGGUCCCAGCAAAGUCGGCAAGAGCACCCUUGUCGCUCAUGUUUGCAAGUAUGAAAGAGUCGGUGAUCAUUUUUCAGAAAUCUUGUUUUGUGCGACCAUAAUUACAGAGGAGAACCUUGCGUUGCCUGACGCAUCGACACACUCCAGCGGGCGGUUCGGGUCCUCAUCCUCGCCUCUACAGUCACCUAUGGCUUGGUCGCCGCUCGGGACUCCGGCGAUCUCCGUUGCUCUGCAGGAAAGGAAACCACACACAUUUGCCCAAAUCACGUUGUGGUAGUUGAAAUGAAUCUCAAUUCAACUCAUAUGGCACACCAGAAAUGGGUGACAACAAUGAGGAAAACGAAAAGGAGGGAGAUUCUGCUCAAGCUUUCUUUCUUGGGCACCCAAGCUGCUCCAUAUUUGUCUCUGUCAUUAUCUAAAAAAAAUAUUUGUCUAUGUAAGUGUUUCUUGAGUCUGUACUCAUGCCAUGCUCUAAUUUUCACAAUAGAAAAUUUCUGAACUGUGCAGACCUUGCCUCUUGAAUUCUGGUAUUGCCAUGUUGCGAUACAUAUGUUCUUUCAUUAUUAUUGGUUAUUGGAAUUGAUAAUCCUCAUGUAGAUCCACAGUGAGAGGGAUCUAAUGGCAUCCUCUUUGCAUACUUAACAUCUAUCAACCAAGAAAGAGAGGGAUCUAGUGGCAAGUUCACCCAUGAUUGCAGAGAUGAUUGUUUCCAUUAGGUAAAUACUAUUAUUACAAGAUGGUAUAAUGGAUAAAAAAAAAGGGCUGAGAGGAGUUAUAUAAUGUAGAGUCGCUCUUUUUCAGGUGGUGCAUGGUCUUCAUUUUUCUUUGACUAAGCCUCUCACACGUCGUUGAAUAUUAGAAGGUCCAAAUCUAACCUACAAUUUUCUAUCUGCACAGUUCUGAUAUGGUUAAAGCCAAAAUCAAUGUUCCAGUUAACACAGAUUGUAAUGUUUCGCUAGUCUGUUUUUGUGCAUCAUAGACUAGCUACCAUUUGGACAUGUACAGCUUAACUUUCAGGGAUUAAUGGCUCAGGUCAUUCAUCAGGUUUUUGGACUAGCUACCAUCAUAGACACAAAGUAGGAAACACGCGUGGCAAGUUCCAAGUACUUGUUGAUCACGAAGGAUAUGGUCAUUGGGGUAAGUUAUUCUGAAGUAGCUGACUUCAGCAUCUCCAUCCAUAUUGCAGGCUGUACUCCUCACAGCGAAAACUGAAGCAGUAUUUGAUCGAGUCUCUCCUUAAUUUGAUCAAGACUAGGAACAGGGGAGAAUAUGGAAUUAAUGGAAAUGUAGAAGUGCAAGUUGCAGGGAAGCUUUGUAGGAAAGUUACCUAGAUGGAAGCCAAUCAGAAAUAUCAGGCAAAGGCGAAUGGCCCCAAAGUUGAAAGUUCAAACAUGGCUGCUGAUGCUGACAUGGGUUGCUGUAGAAUUCAUUCUCUCGUCAACCUGCUGCGUUAUCUUCCUCGGGAGAGAUUCCCCUAUGGAGAUUCUCCUUUCUGCGGUCCUGGGUGAGCUGACCACUAGAUCCAUAAAUUUCUUCAUCAGUAGAAGCUCUAAGCCGUCGGCACUGGAUGUGGAAGAUCGCCUCCGCAGGGUCCUGCUCCGGGCACAGGUCAUCGUCGACGAAGCCAUGGGGCGGCACAUCACAAACCAAGCUAUGCUCCUCCAGGUGAACCUGCUGAGAGACGCCAUGCACAGAGGCUAUUACACGCUCGACACCUUCAGAUACCUAUCUCACGACGAGGAGGACGCCAAAGAUCAGGUCGUGAGUCACUCUUUGUCUUUGUCCAAAAUAAGUUUUCUGAAAGGUUUCUGUUCGUCCAGUAGAAAUGCACAGAUUUUGGAACAGCUGCAAAAGGCACUUGACGAUUUGAACUCCAUGAUCCUUGAUGUGGAUGAGCUGGUCGUGUUCUUGACGAGCUACCCUCGCCUGUACCACCAGCCUUACAACAUGCAUCUCCUACUAGGUAACUGCAUGUUUGGCCGCCAGAUGGAAGCAGAACUUGUCAUGAACUUCCUAUUACACACACGGCCUCAUGGUACUGAAGAACUGGAAGUCCUGCCAAUUGUCGGUCCCAGAAGAGUCGGCAAGAGCACACUUGUCGCUCAUGUUUGCAAGGACGAAAGGGUACGUGAUCAUUUUUCAGAAAUUGUGUUCUUGAGCGACCAAGAUUUUACAUAUGAUGAGCUAGCUACUUUCAGAGAACGAUGUGUGAUGAAAUAUCAAAGUAACUCGAACAAAGAUGGGAGAUUGCUAGUUGUUGUUGAUUCAGAUGGAGAUCUCGAUGAAGUUGCAUGGAAUAGGUUGUAUUCUGCUUCUAGAUGGUGCAUGCCAAGUGGUAGUAAAAUCAUAGUCACAAGUCGGUCCGACAAGAUCGUACAGUUUGGAACAACACAGGCUCUAACUCUCAAGUAUCUAUCCUAUGAGGCGUAUUGGUAUUUCUUCAAGACACUUACAUUUGGAAGCAUUGAUCCCGAGAUGCACCCAAGGCUCAUGCACCUGGCCAUGGAGAUAGCGAGGACGCUGAAUGGGAACAUGAUUCGUGCAAACAUCGCCGCCUGUAUACUGAGGGACAACUUUGACAUCCACUUUUGGUGCAAGGUUCUGGUCUUCUUGAGAGGGUUCAUCCAGGAGCAUGUCUCCAGAUUUGGUGAGCAUCCAUUUGAUCUUUUGGACCAAAAUAGACCUGCACAUCUUGGGAGAAUGGCUACAGCUUCUGAAGAAUUCGUGAUUUAUCAUCAGUAUCAACGCUCUUCGCAAGAGGAGGUUCCCAAGAUUAUAUUCCAAGAUGUGAUGUGUGGAAACGUUAAGCCUCAUGGGAAAUUUGAGGUCCUGGCAUGGAGGUCUCGGAUACCACCCUACUAUAGCUAUAUCAAUACUUGUGAGAUUCAAGAGCUAAAAACUAAAGCUGCCAAGAGAAAGCGUUCUUAAUUCUGUCAUUAUGAGGCAUAUAUAGGUGUAUAAGAGCACAUAUGUUCAUGUUUUGAUAGGGUGUGACAAGUCAUAGCCGGUGAGGUGGGUGCAAGGUUCUGGCCUUCUGGCCUUCUUGAAGCAUCUCUCCAGAUUUGAUGAGCAUCCAUUUGACCUUGUGGACAAAAAUAGACCUGCACAUAUUGGGAGAAUGGCUGCACCUUCUGAAGAUUUGGUGGCUUAUCAUCAGUAUCAACUCUGUUCAGGAGAGGAGGUUCCAAGAUAAGAAUCCAAGAUGUGUUGUAAGGAGGAAUCGUAACGCCUCAUGGUAAAUUUGAGGUCCUAGGAUGGAAGUCUCAGAGACCGCCCUACUAUAGCUAUGUCUAUACUUGUGAGGUUGCUGAGCGGAAAACUAUAGCUGUCAAGAGGAAGCGUUCUAUGGACAACGGAGUCACGCCUUCUUAAUUCUGACAUUAUCAGGCUUACAUAGGAGUAUAAAUUUGUCCAAGUUUUGAUAGGUGUCACAAGUGACAGCACAGACAAUCUGUUUGAUAGGAUAUUGAAAGUUACAACACAGGAAACAUUGGGUUAAGUAUUCCAAUCGAAUAAAUAUGAUUCUGAAAUAGAGUUCUUUUUUUUAGUAUUACUCUGGACUCGAACCGCUGACAUCCGCCACAGGGUUCAUAGACAAACUUGGGGUUUGCGAGCCAAGAUAAGACCUGCUCGGGAUCAUGGGACCUUUUUCUAUCAGACUGUACUACUGCUACCUUGUCACAUGUGAAGUGUUUAUCAAUAGAAUAAUGCAUGACGUUAAAGCAUAGAUUUUCAUGAGAUAUAGUGAGUCCAUAGUCGUUAGUUUUACUCCAGAUAGAAGCCUCAGUCUGGGCUUUCAGACUUGCAUUUUCUUUAUGUUUUCAGUUCAACCCUACAAGGCAUUUUGUCAACAGAGCCUCCUGGCCAUGUUAGGUGAUUUGCAUGAUUGUUUGUCAAACGUUCGGUGAUUUGCUCCUUGUUGCAAAGCAAGCAGAGCCUCUUGGUUUAAGAAGGUUGGGCUUCCUACCACUCACUA